GCGCGUUUUAACGUUCGUCUCAAUGGACGACAGAAAUUGCGAGUAUAUAGAACUUGGGAGAAAAUUUAAAAUGGAAAAUUUGAAAAAUCAGAUAUUGAUUGUUUCAUGUUUGAACAUAGGCCAGAUUAUAGUUGGCUACAGCGUCGGCUGGUCAGCACCAAUUAUACCUAAAAUGAAGGAUGUCUUGGAUAAUCCAUUGCCAGAACCAAUCACGGAUUUUGAGGCUUCUUGGGUGGGGUCACUUUUGUAUAUUGGUGCUUUGGUAGGUCCAUACGUAACUGGGGUUCUUGCCAAUCUCAUUGGAAGAAAACCAUGCCUGAUUAUUGGUGGUUUUUUGAAUAUCAUCUCUUAUAUCUUGGUGGUGACCACAAAGAAUAUUGCCAUGGUGUAUGCCAUCAGAGUUAUGAGUGGUCUUGGUAUGGGGAUCACUACAGUGGGAAAUCUAGUUUAUAUUGGAGAAAUUGCAUCAACCCAUAUUCGAGGGAUUCUUUUAACUUCGACGUCUAUUAUUGGGAUAUCGGGGACUCUCCUUGUUUAUGCGGUAGCGCCAUAUGUUUCGUAUGUAACUACAGGGUACAUAGCUCUGGCAAUAUCUAUACUGCAUGUGUUUGGGCUAUUUUUCAUACCUGAAUCACCGAUAUAUCAUGCAAUGAAAGAAAAUGAAUUAACUGCUACAAAGACUCUCUGUCUUCUGGGACGUUCCGAUGACGUCAAGAAAAGUAUUGACGCUCUCAAACAGCAAGAAGAGACGACAAAAGUCCAGGAUUGGAUCGAAAUAUUCACAAUAAAAUCAAAUAGAAUGUCCUUAUUUAUAACAUUUACUCUGGGAGCAUUUCAACAAUUGAGCGGUGUGGCUGUUGUACUAUUUUUCGCAACAACAAUUUUUGCUCAAGCCGGUUCAUCUGUUGAACCCCAUGUAGCGACAAUAAUAGUUGGUGUUACAAGAUUAUUGUCAAGUUUAAUUGCACCUACGUUUAUAGAUCGAUCGGGUCGCAAAAUCUUGUUGUUGAUUUCAAUGGCCGCAUGUGCUCUUAGUCUGUCAGUUCUAGGAGUAUACUUCUAUUUGGAUAGAGUGAAUAACGCCGCCGUAAAGACUGUCGGCUGGCUACCCUUAGUUGCUCUGAUAGUCUAUUUCUUCUGCUAUGAAGCAGGUUUCGGAACUAUACCAAAUGCAAUCGUGGGAGAAAUGUUUCGAACCAACGUACGAUCGAAUGGCUCGGCUCUCGCUAUCACCAUGACCUGGUUGGUGGGAUUUGUUCUCACCACCAGUUUCACCACCAUGGUGGACUCCCUCGGCGGCGACGUUACGUUCUGGCUCUUCGGAGGUUCCUGUGUGCUUGCCUUUAUUUUCACUUACUUCUGCCUACCAGAAACAAAAGGAAAAACUCUUAAUGAAAUUCAGGAGAUGCUCAGUUAAAUCGGGAGAUCAAAACUUUUAUAAGUAACAUAAAUAAUUUUUUCUAAGUACGUCCACAACUCAAACUUCCAAAAGUAAAAUUCGAGUUGUACUAAUAACAAGAUGCAAUAAUAAUAAUAGUAUAUAUUAAUAAAACUUGUGUGUGUCACACACAUUUUCUCGAUAGUCUUACUGCCGUUGUUGCUACUGUAUGGAUAUUCCAAAUCUAUAUAAAUACAAUUGAAUCACAAACUUGUUGCUAAGCGCCAAACUCGAAGACGGAUGGACGAAUUAAAGUAAUUUUUGAACCAUUUAUUCCUUGAAAUCUAAGUAAGGUUAUGGAUAGAAGAAUUGAUAAAAUUGUAAAGAAAAACUUAAAAACCAGUGUUAAUUUUACGUUGAAGUUCUAUUUUUUAUUAUAUUAAUGUUUCAAUGUUUACAAUACAUAUUUAGUUUGAAGUGAAGUUCUUCAAUUUUUUGAAGUGAAUGUGUGAAUAAAAUUUAUGAGCGUAGUACCUCAUUUAACUCUUUUUUGGUUAAUUAAGUUAAAUUAGGUACU
Messenger RNA from Pieris rapae (cabbage white), 1955 nucleotides. RefSeq names its product facilitated trehalose transporter Tret1-like. Gene Ontology annotation, cellular component: membrane. NCBI's taxonomy places the organism in Eukaryota, Metazoa, Arthropoda, Insecta, Lepidoptera, Pieridae. The coding region runs from base 23 to 1417 and encodes 464 amino acids. The record is from RefSeq and is a predicted model, not a curated record. The transcript is spliced from 7 exons. Gene Ontology annotation, biological process: transmembrane transport. Gene Ontology annotation, molecular function: transmembrane transporter activity.